CACUCCCGCACCGUUUCUCUUUCCCUUUUCCCUUCCCAGACUCUCUCUAUCACACACACAGCUGAAACUUGAAAAGGCGCAAAACCCCAGUGAGCACGAGCUCACAGAGACGACUGAUCGGAGACUCUUAAGAACGAAGAUGGGAACCCUAGGGAGAGCCAUAUACACAGUCGGAUUCUGGAUUCGCGAGACUGGCCAGGCCAUGGAUCGCCUCGGUUGCCGCCUACAGGGCAACAACUACUUUAAGGAGCAACUGUCUAGGCACCGUACGCUUAUGAAUCUCUUUGAUAAAGCUCCUGUGGUUGAUAAAGACGCAUUUGUGGCUCCAAGUGCCUCUGUUAUUGGGGAUGUUCAAGUAGGGAGUGGAUCAUCUAUUUGGUAUGGAUGUGUUGUGAGAGGUGAUGUCAACAGCAUUAGCAUUGGUUCUGGAACUAAUAUACAAGACAACUCUCUUGUGCAUGUGGCGAAGUCUAAUUUGAGUGGCAAGGUUCUGCCUACCAUCAUUGGUGACAAUGUGACUGUGGGUCACAGUGCUGUUUUACAUGGAUGUACUGUUGAGGAUGAGGCCUUUGUUGGCAUGGGAGCAACACUUCUUGAUGGCGUCUUUGUUGAAAAAAAUGCUAUGGUUGCUGCUGGAGCUCUUGUUAGACAGAAUACAAGGAUUCCUUGUGGUGAGGUAUGGGGAGGCAAUCCAGCAAAGUUUCUGAGGAAGCUUACUGAUGAGGAGAUGGCUUUUAUUUCCCAGUCGGCUGUCAAUUAUACCAACCUCGCACAGGUUCAUGCUGCUGAGAAUGCAAAGCCUUUUGAGGAGAUAGAGUUUGAGAAGGUGCUUCGUAAAAAGUUUGCUCGUCGGGAUGAGGAUUAUGACUCAUUGCUGGGGGUUGUUCGUGAAACUCCCCCCGAGCUCAUUCUUCCUGAUAACGUUCUACCUGAUAAAGCACAAAAGGAAAAGUAACUUAAGGAGGUCUUCUUUUUCCUUUUUAAUUUACGGAAAUUGCAAAAUUUGAGUCGAGGAAUAUUCUUUGUUAUGUGCAAAUACCUGGAGAAAGGAUUAUGCUUUCUCAUCAAUAAUAUCAGACAUGCCUAGGGCCGAAUCAUGGCCUCCCGUUUCUACCUGCGGUUGUUUGUUUGGAAACUCGAAUUUCUGCUUCGGGAGGGGUAAUGCCGAUCGGCUGCUGUACGUUGAUGUUUUUGUGUUCUCUGUAUUUACCAUGUUGCUCUCGCGGAUGGUAUUUUUCUGUCUUUAUUCUGGAAUUGCAAUCACCAUGAACUCCCUAAUUUCAUUUGGAUA
Tripterygium wilfordii is the source of this 1291-nucleotide messenger RNA. RefSeq names its product gamma carbonic anhydrase 1, mitochondrial. Bases 140 to 955 code for a protein of 271 amino acids. NCBI's taxonomy places the organism in Eukaryota, Viridiplantae, Streptophyta, Magnoliopsida, Celastrales, Celastraceae. The record is from RefSeq and is a predicted model, not a curated record. The transcript has 5 exons.